CCUCAACACUAAAACCUAUAAGGACACUUUAAAAGGAAGUUCCGUUUUGUAAAGUUUGCAGUAAUGGAACACUUUUGGUUUCGAGUUCACUGCUCCCCCAAAAAAGUGCCCGGAUGUUGUGAGAGGAACAACGUGGCGGGAUGCUAUCGACCUGUGGGACAUGCCAGCCCACGCUGAUGGCCUCCCGGUGCCAGCAAAACCGUUCUCACCACACGCUCACACACACACACUCACACACACACACGCUCUCACACACACACACACACGCUCACACACACGCUCUCUCUCACACACACACGCUCACACACACACACGCAAACAGAGAGAGGGAAGGAAGCAAGGCGAGUGUCAAGAGAAAACCCAGUGUGACGAGCUUUCUAUUGCAAGGACACGACGACGACAACGACAACAACGCCGCCGCUACCACCACAGCAGCGGCAUCGCAGCACGACCGUCGGCAUUCCGCAGGCGACUGACAGGAGGACGCCCCGCGACAGUCUAGCACCAAGCUUCCACAGACUGCGCAUGCGUGCACGCACAGGCGCGCUCGCGAACGAGAGUCAGUGCCGUCAGCACGCCACACUGUGACCUAAUUGUAGUCGGGGGGCCCCCACAAGCUCUGCUGGCAGCUGUGUCAGCCCCUCCCUGAUUCCAGCCGGCAUCUUCCUCUCGUCCCCCCCAGUUCUAGCUAGCCUCGAGGAGACGACCAUCUCUCUCCGCCCUCCCUGCCCCCUAACCUCCAUUCCCCGCAUCCUCAGCGACACGGCCAGCGACACUCUCCAGCAGCUGUCUCCUACAUCGUGAGUGCUGCAGCGGCCGCGACGGAUCUGUAAGCUGGUUGGGGUCUGUGUGUGUGUUUGUUCCUGUCUCCCACCUCCCAGCAAACCCCCUCUUCAGGCAGCCAAGCACCUCCACUGCUGGGAGUUAGGAGGAUUCUGUGCUCAGAAGUCGCCGUGAACUGCCCAGCAUCGCGAGGCUUCAACAGGCCACUUCGCACGGCGCGCUCGUCUGCAGCCUCGGCUGCAGCACAGCAGCAACAACAACAACUGCCGUUCGUAUACGUAGUGUUCAAGUGGACGACAGUGUGCAUAGGUCCUAAGUGUAAGCCUGUCGGUUCCCGCUCAACCGUCUACCCAAGGGUGCCAUGUGACGUCACUUCCAGUUCCAUCCUCCUGCCGCUGGUGACUAGACAGUUGUGAUGCCUCGCGCCGCGUGGGGCAACAUGGCCUCCGAAUUCCCCACCCAGCAGACGGCAAGUCACUUCCUGCCGGAGGUGGGUUCUUCCACGGCUUCCUCCAUCUACAUCUCCUGGCAACCACCCAGCCCCGCGAACCCCGCCUCCGUGGUGGAGGGUUACCGGGUGCACUACCAAAAGGUGGCCAGCACCUACGUCCAGUACAGCCCCUUCCUGCCCUCCUCCACCACCAGCUACAGCGUCAACAACCUGGUGGCCGACACUUAUUACAAGGUGUGCGUGGUCAUGUACCGCAACAACACGGUGCCGGAGCGGGAGUGCGUCGAUGCCGCCACCACCAGCUGGCACAUCCCUGUCUCCAUCGGCAGCAGCAUUGGCGCCGUCCUCGCUCUCUCCAUCAUCGUCCUCAUCGUCCUGCUGUCGCGCUGCCCCACCCUGGCGCGGCCUUCCCGCCCCUCCCAUUCGCAGUCCAGCAAGUACGACUCCAUGUCGUCCCACUUCCCCGAGGACCACAACGACCUCAGCGACACCAUAACGCAGUGCCACGACGCCGACGACGACGACGUCUUCCACAGCCACUGCCACAGCGACAUCGUCAGCGCCGGCGGCGACGGCCACAGCAAGCAGGACAUGCAGGUGUGCACCAACAACAACCACCACCCGCAUCCUCACCAUCAUCACCCCCACAGGCAGUCGAUGACCCUGGUGAUGGCGACUGCGACAGGGCGGGGAGGAGGUGCUGGCGCGUGUGGCCACCCCCAGCUUCACUACCAUCACCACCAUCACCACCACCGCACCAUGUCGGUGGGUUCGUGCGGCAGGACUCAGUCGCUGAGCGAACGCUCGCGCCCGCACGUGCACCGCGGAAGGCGCGCCCGGCUCCUGCAGCUGCACAGCGCUCACAACUCCAUCCAGUCGGAGCCCUCGCAUCUCCCGGCACGACCGCUGCACGUCAGCAUCUCCGACCUGCCCCCCGCGGUGCGCAUCUCCACCCCCGACAGCCCGCUGGCCAGUCCCCUCGCUCUGCCACACUCGGCGGCAGCGUCCACCAGCAGCCCCGCCGCUGCCGCCGUCACGCCGCUCUCCGCUGCCGCGCGCGUCAAGAGACACCUGAAGGACACGCCUCGCACCCUCCACAUGAGCAUAGACUACGACGUGUGACGUGUCUUCCGGCAACUGCGCUCGGCCGAUGUCAUCCCGAGGACACGUCCCACACUGUCAUUACUCGCGACUCAUGAAGCUGAGGUCGUGCAGCGCCUCCUCGGACGAUGCUUUCCUCCGUCACUCCCCCCUCCCUUCAAAACAAAAACAAACUCAAAAGACCACGACGGCUUAUUCUCGGAUCUGUUCGCUUGUCUGUCUGCUUCUCAGCAACCUUUGUGCGUCGUAAGGCUGAAUGUUCGUCAUCAGCUUCUUCGUCCUUUGCCUCUUAACCUCUUCUCGUUGGUUAAGACGCCAACGGACCUCAGUGAGCUGUAGAAGUCCCUCGUGGUUCCCAUCGUGUAAGAAUGUGGACUCUUGGUGACGCACUCGGGAAACGUUAAUGUGGCGUCACAAGCUGCUCUCUUUCUCUCUCGCGCACGUCACAUCAACAGCUGACAGCAUCUACCUGGUCUAGCGACAAAGAAUGGAGGACUGAGAGAGAGACAGAAAAGACAACCAUGGAUCUGGCGGACAACCAACCAUCUUCCGGUUUUACAGCAGCUGCGACAAUCGUUGUCCUCACACGUACUCGGCUGCUGCGUGUGCAAACUGUCGAAAGGAAAACAGUGAAGGUCUGCUGCUACCUGCUGCACCCAUUCCAAACACAUUUUAUGGCGGUAACGGCCAGUCUGGCACCCAACAGUCGUCUGGAGGAUGUGACUGUUGGCCUGGGUUGUGUGACGUCACGCUAGCAGUCCAAUCAUCAUUCCACACGCACACCCAUCUCUGCCGUCGGGUACUGGAACGUUUGGCAGGAAACGAGACAGAGACGUUCUAGUUUCCUUCUAAACAAACUCACUUACUGUAAGACCAGCGCUGUCCCUCAUUACACACAAAAAGACAGAUUAACCUUUUAGCUUCCAGAGGAAGGAGUAAGCAGCUUCAAUCAACCUGCUGCCUUUCAUCAUUGGCAAUCACUGAACAAGAACAUAUCCUUUGGAUAAGAACAUAUCCUGUGGGUAUCUUUAACGAUCUCAUGCAGUCACGUGGCCACAGCUUCCGGCGCUAGAGACAAGCUGCCUGCCUCUGCUUGUAUCAGUAACGAGGUGUGAGGCAGAAGACAGUGGCAGAGGACAGUGGCAGAGGAAUGGACAUUUUUUGUUACAAAAUCAGCAGAGCGACGAAAGAGGCAUCCGAGCUACUGGUCUGUCUGCUACCAGGCUGCACCUCGGACAGAACUCAAGCGACUGAGCAGACAGAAACCUUCACAGUAAUUAGUGGAUGAUGUGAUUGCUGUUUUUUGUUUCUUUUGACAUUUUACUAUUCUAAAGCUGUAUGUUUGAGAGACAUUUUACUAUUCCAAAGCUGUAUGAGAGAUACAGAGAGAGAGACAGACAGACAAUACAAAUACAAAACUGCUUGCACAUUCGUCACACAAACUAUUUCAUGUGGGUAGCAAAGAUUCACAGACAGAUUUAAUCAACUCAGAAAGAGAGAAAGCUGUCCAGUUUUUUGUAUAUACCAAUUUUACAUAAACCCCAUGUAUAAGUAACUCCUGAGGACAUUAUUCUAUUAACUACACGUUACACGCUCGGUCACCUCGUGACAACAUGUUAAACAGCUCAUGUCUGUAUUUCCGACCCUCGGGGUUGGCUUUUAGCUGAAAAAUAUGUUUUGCCGUUUCCAGGAGAUAAAGACUGAAAGUCAGGUAGCCCAGCAGACAAACGAAAUGCUAGAGAGAUUAUCCAGUCCAGUGGAACCACCGAAAUAUAUUACUCUCUAACAAACAAGUUUAUGAGAAUGGUAGAAGAACAAAAAAUAAAUAGAAGAGCUCUGUGCAAACGUCUGUACUCUUUAAAUGAUGGUUCUUACAUGGGGUGGGUAGGGUGAGUGAGUAACACAAACAUCUCUAUUUCAUUCUUUUUCUCGGUCAUUUAAAAAAUAAAUCUUGUGUUAAAGUGCACUGAAAGUUCCGCAAGAAAAGCAUGCACUUUCAUUACAGGACACACUGAGAGUGAGGGAGAGAAAGAAUGUAGAGAAGACUGUGGGAUCUUCCGAAAGUCACCAACUACUGACACACAAACACACCGAUAACUGUGCAACUAUUCAACUCAUUAACAAGACUACAGAGAAUGUAAUUAUGUACCCCAUAGACAUAUCAUAAUAAAAUAAAGUAGUGUAAAUGGAA
Messenger RNA from Pomacea canaliculata, 4526 nucleotides. RefSeq lists its product as uncharacterized. The coding region runs from base 1199 to 2356 and encodes 385 amino acids. The record is from RefSeq and is a predicted model, not a curated record. The transcript is spliced from 3 exons. Gene Ontology annotation, molecular function: protein binding. Lineage: Eukaryota; Metazoa; Mollusca; Gastropoda; Architaenioglossa; Ampullariidae.